This is a messenger RNA of Paraphaeosphaeria sporulosa, 1237 nucleotides long. RefSeq lists its product as uncharacterized. The coding region runs from base 264 to 968 and encodes 234 amino acids. The transcript has a single exon. Lineage: Eukaryota; Fungi; Ascomycota; Dothideomycetes; Pleosporales; Didymosphaeriaceae. The record is from RefSeq and is a predicted model, not a curated record.
GGGGAAGCCACGGACGGGGAAUAGAUGACGGCGGAGAUUUUAUCUGGGAGGCGAGAGACGAAGCAGGACAGACGGGCCAGUACAAGUACAGGCUCGUGGAGGGCUAGAGCACUCAGGGCUAUAGAUUGAUACAGGAUAGACAGGGGAGCUGGGGUUUGGGAUAUGUUGAUCGGGUUGUUUGGCUGAAAGAAGAAGUGCCUACCAAGCUGGUAGCUUCAACGCAUCUCUCGCGGUGAUGGAUCAAGAUUCAGCCCCCCUACGGGAUGAUGCGAAUCGCGCGGCUCAGACCGGUGCCGUUCUCUAGCACCACGGUAGCAUUGGCAAGCUGCAGCCGCGACCAUGUCCCAAAGGGGCGUAUCUAUAUCUCCGAUGUCAGGGAGAGCAGAUUUGCCCCAGGGCCCGGGCUCGCAUCUUUCUCGAAAGGUCGGCGGCCCACGCAGCGCGCAGCAUUCCUUGCACCAGCGCCCGCGGCGCGUGAGGGCAGCGGGAGCGGGCGUGCAGCGCGGUGCGAGGAUUGGCUCGCCUGGGCCGUCACUCUCCCGUGCAGCGACGCAGGAACAUUGGCCACGACACGACGCUCCAUGGGGCGACUCGACACGGCAGCACCAUCCAGCAGCCUGGGUCCGCGAUGUUUCAUCUGGGCAGCACCCAUGCAGCGAACAGAUGAUGUCGCGGCGGGCGGCGCUAGCGGGGACGGCGCUGUUCGGCGCGGCGAGCGAGGGUGGGUGGGCUGCGGGCCGUGGCGGCGGCUAGUGGAUGCCAUACGUCUGCUGCGGUGGAUGCUGGCAGAGGGUCCAGACAUCCGUCGGCGGUGCCUUGCUGGCUGGGCCGGGGUCGUCGUCCUCGCCGCCGUGGACACUGGAGUCGAGCAGCGAGCAGCGGGCUGGUCGCGGUGCCCGGGCCCGUGGGCAUCACCUGCCGCGGCGCGCCAGAUGCAACCCUCGCCCUCGCCUGGAGGUUCGAGUUAGAGCGCUGCGCCAGGGUGCAGCGCCCCAGCAUUGGCGGGCCCGGCAGGCUGGCUCACUGCGCAACGCUCCGAAAGCAGCGCGCGGUGGUGUGCGGGCAGCCAGUGGAAGCGGCCUGCGCGGCGGGGGCGUGACCGGCUGCGAGGAGCGCGGCGGGCGGCAGCCCUCGCAGCGAAUGGGCGCGGGCUGCGCGAACGGUGAGGACGAAAAGCGAGCCCUUGGCCGCGCCCUUGCGUCUGCGCUGGCUCUCCCAGGCGGCAGCCGCGAGCGAC